AUGUCCUCAUCUCUCCUCUCCAGACUCGCCACGUCAGCAGCGACAUCGGUCACACGGUGCGCGUCGUCGCUUCCCCGCACCCUCCUCGUCCCCGCCUCCUCCAUGGCUCGCCCCUGCCCACCCCUCGCGUGUCAACGCACCACUGCGCCCACCGCGCUGCCGCCAUGCAUCCCCGCCCGCUCACACGCGCACCCCGCUCUCCGCGCAAUGGCGCCGUCAACCGCCGCUGCCUCGCCCGCCCGCUUUUCCCCGGCGCGUGCCGGCGCCCUGCGCAGCGAGCGUACAUCCCUGGCUGCAGCAGCCCCCUUGUCGGCGCCAUCCGCCUCCCGCGCUGCGAUCCGCUCGCUCCUUUCCCCCACACCGCCCACCUCACACCGCACACUCGCGCACCAGCACGGCGCCCCGCGGAACGGCAGCGGGCGUGGUGCAGCGCGCGUGACGGCCGAAGCCUUCGACUUCGCGGACGGGCCGCUCAGCCGCGCGCGCCCGCGCGGUGACGGCGACGGUGACGAGGACUGUGGGGAGGACGGGAAAGGCAGCGAGGCGAGAAGCGAUAUUGUAUUCGUGGGCACGGGGACGAGUGAGGGCAUUCCACGUGUCAGCUGCUUGACUAACCCCGACAAGAUAUGCCCUGUGUGUGAGGCAGCCACACAGCCGGGCAACCGCAACAGGCGGCGCAACACAUCGCUGCUCAUCAGGCACCGCACGCACGGAGGGGCGGACGGGCCCGUGACUCGCAACAUCCUCAUUGACGCUGGCAAGUUCUUCUACCACAGCGCGCUGCAGUGGUUCCCCUACCACAAGUCAGUGCUCCCUCUCCCACCUGCAUGUGUCCUGCCCCCCCCCCCCUCUGUCUUGCAUGCCCUCUCGCUCCCGUGCUUGCCAUUGUCUCUCCCUCUUUGCAGCACACUCCAUUGCAUGGUGUUGUACCCGUCUCGCCUCACCCGCUCGUUACCCCUCCAUGACCCCGCCCAUUCUUCUGCCCCAUAUUCCCGUUCUUGUCGCUAA
Closterium sp. Naga37s-1 is the source of this 1008-nucleotide messenger RNA. NCBI's taxonomy places the organism in Eukaryota, Viridiplantae, Streptophyta, Zygnematophyceae, Desmidiales, Closteriaceae. The record is from the annotation of a GenBank genome assembly.